AAAAUGUAUGGUGGCCUUAUUGCAUUCGAACAACCGGAUAACGCUGCAUUCUGCAAUUGAUUCAAUCGUCAUCCCCGUCAAGCAAGGUCUAUGGAUCUGAGGCCCAUCCUCAAGGCGCCAACACGACCAGACCUGGGAGCCGUGAAGGCCAAGAUCUCUGCGUCGUACUCGAGCGCAAAGCAGCAGAAGGAGGCCCGGCAGAUCUGCCAACUCGAGUUUGAAGAGUCCCCGCACACACAAACGAAGCAGCGACUACCGGUAGAUGAACCCAUCCCACCAACUGCAACUCCCGCUUCGACUCCGUCAGCGCCUGCUGCUUCCGUGUCGGCCCGGACGCCAAUGACCGUGGCGGGUUUGACUCUACCGCCAGACUUCAACCGGUUCAAACCGGUGCUGCUCAACCUGCCUGCGGAGUUUCUCCGAGUUCGACCUGCACCCGCUCCGACCCCGGACAACCUGCCUUCCUCUCCAGUUGCAUCUGCUCCGCAGGAUGCACGCGCUACAGCCCCCACCACGGCAACAAGUAGCCGUACUGCUGCUUCAACCCCGUCCUCAACUCAAGACCCCUCGGCGGCGUCCCAACUAUCAAAGUCCCAGCGUCGACGCCAUAGCAAGCAGAAACGGAAGCACGACUCCACAACGAAAUCGGUGCGCUUUGCCAUCGACUCUGACGACGAAAACGAAACCACCCCCUCUGCACCCACCCCAUCGACGGCGUCUGCCUCGGCCAAGGCGCGCCAUCGUCAGAAACAAGCCGCCUUGCGUGCCCGCGCGCAGCAAAAACGCGCUCAGUUGGGCCUUCCGUCGCUCCCGCCGCUUUCCUCGUCGGAGGACGAAAGUGCCAUGCCACGUUCUGGCAACGACAGCAGCAGCGACGACAAUCGACCGCUGGUCGCUCCCAAACACGCUUCUCGAACGACCAGCAGCGGCGCGUCAUCUUGCAGGACGAAGGCAGCGCCGCCCUUGACGUUGCGAGACCAGAUCCGCCAGGCAGCGUUGAGCGAGUUUGAGAACGCCACGAAAGACCACGGCGGCGACAGAGGGGGCCUCGACUUGUCGUCGGACGAUUCGGAUGUUGGAAGGACGACGUCGGACGACGCGACGCGGCUCAAGAUGCACGCGGAACGCCAGGAGAUGCUCAAGGCCCGCGCGGAAGAGAAGAAGAGGCAGGUGGCGUUGGAAGCCAAGCUGAAGGCGUUGCAUGCCCCAGAGAUCCAAGCGUACGAGGACCGCGUGGCCCGCCGGAAAGCGGAGGAAGCGACGUGGAUGGCAAAUGAAUGGGCAAAGACGGUGAAGGAGCGGGAAAAGCUAGAGGCGAUCGAGCUGGAGCUGGCCAAAGCACGCAUGGCCAAGGUGGAAGCCGAACGCAUGAAAGUCGAGGAACGACGGCGGCUCGCCGAGGCGGAGUUGGAAAAGCUGAUGGCGAUGCGCGCCGAUGAGGAGCGGGGCGCGGUACUCGAACGAGACGCGGUCACCGAGGCAAUCGAGGCACGGCGGAAGGACAUGGCGCGGCAGAUGGAAGAGCUCGAAGCGCGACACCAGGCCCGGCUCGAGAGGCUAAAGCAGACGCCGCCGGCUUGUAUUACGGCACAAGAUACCCAACGGUCGCUCGAUUUACGCGAUCACAGCGAUGCAUCCGAGACCGAUCAGACUGUGCAUCGACAUGGGCUACAAGCAAGUAGCAGCAGCUGGAACACCCCAAGUACGAAUGUUCAGACCAACCCCACAAAGACAAAAACGGUUCCCAGUCAACGCCGGGGUGCCGCCGCCACCUCGCUACCGGUGAAAGGAGCGUUGUUUGCAACCAGGUGCGCGAAUGGAGCCAAGCGGAAGCGUCUGGUGGUAGCAGCAAAACAGCGAGGCAAAGUUGCUCUCAAAGUGGCUACAACACCCCAACCACGGCCGAGGAAUGGCAAAGCCAAAGUGACUGGGUGGUCCAAGGCCAUGAUGGCCCAGAAGGAAUCGCUCGAGGCAUGGCACCAGAAGCAGCAGCACGACCUCGAAUCGGACGACCGAGUGGAUUUGCUGGACAUCGUACACAAGGAAAGGGAGCGAUUUGCCGCGCUGGAAGCGGCGCAUUGGGCCCGAACCAUUGGCUCUACCCCCCCCGGACCAGCACGGACCCCCACCACGAUGUCGUCCAAGCACUCUAGUCGCAACCACCAAAUGUCCAAGUUCCACGAACAAAUCGCCGUCCCGACAUUGGCGUCCUCGUCGUCUGAAGAAUCGUCGUCGUCAUCCUCAUCGUCGUCGUCAUCGGAGGAAUCUGAAUCGUCAGACAACGACGAUGGGGGGGGGGUGGCUGACGUGGAGCCCCCCAGCAAGGCCAUCGUCUUGCCGCCCAUGGUUGAAGCACAUGACGGCGUGCCCAUCGAAGCACACUUGCCUUCUUCUGGCGCUGCAAACGAAGCCCCAGAGCUCGAGCCAAAAACACCCAUCGUCGCGGACGGCUUGGAUGUUGUUGAUGGGGUUGUGGAGCAAGCAGCAGCUGCAGAUGCAUUGAAAAGUAGUGGCGACGUGUUGAAGGUAGUCCCCGUUCAAAACCAUGAAGAACCAAACGACAAGGAGCGGAAUGAGCAGUCGGUUGGGUCUGUGGAGAAGACGGAAACGGGCGCUGUGGAAUUGCCAGACGAGGUGGGGGCCAAGGAGGGGGGCCACCUGGCAGCGAUGGCGACACCAUCCUCCGAAUGUUCGGCGGGUGUGGGGGCGUUGGAGCUCACGAGACGUGAGCUCGAGAAGAAGCAGUUGGCUCUGGAAGAAGCCAAACGAAAGUUCGAAGACGAGCUGGCCAAGGUGAACGGGGGGGUGGCUGCGUCCGUGUUAGCCGUGGACCUCACGACGUCGUUCUUAGCGCCGCCACCCAUGCCAAAGAGUCGCCCCCGCAAGUCGAUGCAGAACGAUGGGGUGGUGCAGAAGAAAACUCCGAAGAAGCGCCAGCAGCCCGCUGUCGUGGUACAGAAACGCGGGCGAAGUACCGAGAGUAGUAGUAGCAGCAGCAGCAGCGCCGACGAUUCGGACUGGGAGAGAGGAGCGUUCAAGCCGAAGAAGCGGAUGGGCAAGUUGGCCCGCCUCACGAGACUCACGGCGAGGGCGAUGGCCAACGUGAUUGAAAUCUCGGAUGACGACGGGGCGGAAGCGCAAGUGAUCGUUGUGGACGAUGGAGAGGCGAGGGACGAGGAGCUAGAUGAACCACCGACGACGAAGGUGGCGAUUCCCCGGGACUGGAUCGCGCGGCUCGCGGGGCACCAAAAGGGGGACGAGCUUGAACUGGAUGCAGACGGAGCCACAUUAAUUUAAUGCAGUAGGCGUCCCUGUAUCCUUUUUCAAAAUUCAUAUAUAUGUUGGCAGGUGUGUGGUAACUCGCAUUUGGGGACACGAACGACUCACCGCGUCCUUUCGCACCUUUUGC
Molecule: messenger RNA, 3409 nt
Organism: Aphanomyces astaci
Lineage: Eukaryota; Oomycota; Saprolegniomycetes; Saprolegniales; Verrucalvaceae
Exons: 1
Coding region: 91-3297 (1068 amino acids)
Source: RefSeq, a predicted model, not a curated record